This is a messenger RNA of Exophiala dermatitidis NIH/UT8656, 1683 nucleotides long. RefSeq lists its product as uncharacterized. The record is from RefSeq and is a predicted model, not a curated record. Lineage: Eukaryota; Fungi; Ascomycota; Eurotiomycetes; Chaetothyriales; Herpotrichiellaceae. The transcript is spliced from 2 exons. Bases 567 to 1184 code for a protein of 205 amino acids.
AUCGAAAUCUAAUCUAUGUCGGCAAACGUGCCAGGCCUGUCCAGGUGGUCUAUGCUAAACUGCCAUAAUGGGAUUGGAGCGAAUGGUACUGGCCUUGGUGAGAUCUAUUAGUCGACCUAAUCACAACGUCCACAUAUAGCUAUGUCGACAUGAAACCGGCAGGAAGCUCUACGAUCCAACCAUCUUCUUUUCGUCUGAUGUCAAAUGUCACCUAGUCUGGGCGCUUACGGAGAGAAGUCGUUCAACGAGGCAGACGCUCCCGGCCUCACAAGAAAGGGUCGUGUAGACGGUAGAGCAUACCCCUUCUCCUGGAUAGACCGCAGGUGACAUUUUCGCGCUCCCAAUUGUUGCUCAACAUCAGCGACUCCGACCUAUUUUCCUCCGACUAAAGCUGUUAUUCUGGCGCUGUGUGGAAAGAAUGAUUUGGCGUGGCGCCCUUGGGUGUCGCAGCUUGAUCCUCUGAGCGUUUAUCAUCGUUUGUUGACGCGUUGUCCUCCGAUCCAAAACCCCAGGGGCGGAAGCAAACCAUCCUGAGUGAUCAUUCUAAGCGCCCAAGAACAUGGACUAUGGCAAGGCCUUGCUUACCUCGCGGCGCGGUCGACGAGCACGUCGAUCUACUGGACUUGAAAUAUUCAGUUCCGUGGAACUUCUCAAUUGGUGACUUCACAAGCCAUUUUGAUUUGAAUCGGGGAAUCCCAGCGCGCCCAGCAUGCAUACAGGCGCUUACCAUCCCUGUCUCGACUUAUCCCAUCUCUAACGUUAACCUACCAAGUUUUCACACUCUUUCGACUCUUAUCACGGCACGGUCCUCAGAUAUAUUACAACAGAUCUGUCUCAUCGUGACCAUGUCUCUUCUAACAAGUGUUGACAUCUACUUUCUCAGUAAGCUUCAAUCUUAUAAAUUGAGCUCAUAUCAAUCACCCGGAAAACAAUUCGAGGAAUGGCACCGCGACUCUACAUCAUUGUCUACAAAGGCGAUCCCGUUGAUCUGCAAAAGACAAGACAUACCGCUCUUUUCAUUAGCGAGGACAACCAGGAAACUGGUGAUCUACUCCAUCUGGCCGGCGCUGCAGGCCUCUCUACGUUUGAACGAAGACAGCAUGAAAAUCCAACACAGAGCAGAACAUUCCUUAAAAAAAUCCCUGUCGGACCAAUCACCAACAGCCCAACCAAACAACAGUUGAUCACCAGAAUCACUGCCACUCCUAUCAACAAUAGCACGCAUUCUUGGAAUUGCCAAACCUGGGUUGGGGAUGCUCUUGAAAGAAUAGUUGGGGGACUCUGGAUCAGUAGUCAAACUAAGUCCAAUGCGAUUGGCUCGAUGGCUGAGGUUAUCGUCGAAGCAGAAGACGAGGAGGAGUAAAGGCAUCUUUAUACUUUUGGUCAAUCAUGUUACCUACGACAGAAGGUCUUCUGCCGAGUUAAGUGAUGUUAUUGUGUUGUAUCGCCGUCCUUCGAAUUGUCAAUACAGAGCUCGCCUCCAGCAUUUCUCAUUUCAAUAGCUAGUGCCGCGUCAAAUGGCCUAGAAAGUGGUCUGUCAUAAGCUCAGCAGGAUAUCGUGUAUCGAAUAUCGCAUCGGCAUAGUCACGGUAGUCAGCGUACAAAGCUCUGAAAAAUUGAACAAAUUCCCAGUAUUCCGGAUACCAGCCUGCGUACUCCCAGUCAAUUAUGCCAACAAUUCGG